AUGAAUUUUUACAAACAUGAUUGUCAAGGAGGUGCUACGCAGACCCUCUUAACCUCAAGUCUUCUGCUUUUAACUUCAUUAACUAGAGUUAAAGCAACAAAUUACGCGUUACCACCUCCUGAUAUUCCUGGGAUACCACAACAACCAAGUAACAAUAAUUAUCCCAACGCAGAAUAUGCGAGGCUAGUAUCUUACUCUUUAUAUUUUUAUGAAGCACAGAGAAGUGGAAAAUUACCUAAUAAUAACAGAGUAUCAUGGAGACAUGAUUCAGCUUUAAACGAUGGUCAAGACGUUGGCCUUGAUUUAAGUGGGGGUUAUUAUGAUGCAGCUUUAGAAUGGGGUAAUGGUUAUCAAUUAUCAAAUCAAACCCAAUAUUUAAAUGAUAUGAUAAGAUGGGGUACUGAUUGGUUAAUAAAAGCAAGUUCAAAUACUACGAACAGUACUGGUAAUCUAUACGUGAUGGUCGGUAACCUUAAUAAAGAUCAUAAUUAUUGGGGACCUGAUACAAAUAUUCCUACUCCACGUCCAUCUACAAAUGUUAACUCUACUGCUCAUGGUACAGAUGUUUCAGGCGCUGCUGCUGCUGCAUUGGCUGCAUCAUCUUUACUUUAUUUAAAUCAAUUUAAUGAUUCCGUAUACGCUGAUAAACUUUUAACUUAUGCGAAAAAUUUAUAUUCCUUUGCCGAAACGACUCCUUUCACAAAAUAUUCAAUUUCUGCUCCCCAAGUCGCUGAUGCUUAUAGUUCGUCUGAUUAUGCUGACGAAUUAGUCUGGGGUGCUCUUUGGUUAUAUCGUGCAACAAAUGAUAAUAGUUAUCUUAACAAAGCUGUUGAUUAUUAUAAUACUAAUUCAAUUGUUAAAAAAUUAGUUUUUAAUUGGGAUGAAAAAUCUGGUGGAUGUUAUGUGUUGUUUGCUCAAUUAUUUCAACAAUCUGGUCAAGAUUCAAGCAAGUGGAAAUCUUUGGCCGAAAAAUAUUUGGAUAGUUUUUUAAAUCAAUCUGAUGCUUGUUCAUUAACUAAUGGUGGUCUUCUUUGGUGUUAUGGGGAUAGUAAUCAAGAUUCUUUAAACCCAGCUAUCAAUAUUGCUUUCCUAUGUUUAAUUUAUGCUCCGAUUGCUACUUCAUCUGCUAAAUCUCAAGCAUAUAUUAAUUUCGCUAUGUCACAAAUUGAUUACGUUCUUGGUAAAAAUCCUAUAAACGUACCAUACGUCAUUGGUGUUCAUCCAAACUCACCACAGAAUCCUCAUCAUGCUGGUGCUUCUGGUGGAAUUGAUGUAAAUAAUUUGAAUAAUCCUCCUCAAACUCAACAUAUUUUAUAUGGUGGAAUUGUAGGUGGUCCAGAUCAGAAUGAUCAAUAUAGUGAUUCAAGAAGGGAUUAUAUUCAAUCUGAGGUUGCAUUGGAUUAUAAUGCUGCAUUUCAAGGUUUAAUGGCAUAUCAAACGAUAAAUUCUCAUUCUGAUCCUUAUUAUGUUAAUGUUCCUCCUGGUAGACCAAAACCAAAGAUCAGCAGUCUUGAGGUCGUGUGCAACAUGUGA
Scutellospora calospora is the source of this 1533-nucleotide messenger RNA. The record is from the annotation of a GenBank genome assembly. Lineage: Eukaryota; Fungi; Glomeromycota; Glomeromycetes; Diversisporales; Gigasporaceae.